Zingiber officinale is the source of this 914-nucleotide messenger RNA. Its product is annotated as F-box/kelch-repeat protein At1g16250-like. The record is from RefSeq and is a predicted model, not a curated record. NCBI's taxonomy places the organism in Eukaryota, Viridiplantae, Streptophyta, Magnoliopsida, Zingiberales, Zingiberaceae. The coding region runs from base 120 to 914 and encodes 264 amino acids. Gene Ontology annotation, biological process: proton transmembrane transport. Gene Ontology annotation, molecular function: protein binding. Gene Ontology annotation, cellular component: vacuolar proton-transporting V-type ATPase, V1 domain. The transcript is spliced from 3 exons.
ACGGAAGAAGUGGCUGAAGGCGCACUUCUUCCGUUACCAUCAGGGAAGAAACCUCGGUUCCGCCCGUCCCCUUCGCUCUGCUGCUCGCUGCGAGGAAUCGAAGCCAGAAAAACACAAAAAUGGAGUCCGUGGGCGUCGAUGAGAUGUCUGGAUCUAUUAUUCCUGGCCUGCCAAAUGAUUUGGCUUUGAGAUGUCUGGCAAUGAUCUCGCAUGGAUAUCAUGGCUUGCUAGAAUGUGUUUCGAAAAGAUGGAAACAUGCAAUCAGAAGCAAGUAUUAUGCGGAUUUAAAGGCGGAGGGAGGGUGGAGUGGAGAUUGGUUGUUUGUUCUUGGAUCCAAUAAUUCGGCUAUGUGGCUUGCUUAUGAUCCUGAUGCAGAUCGUUGGCAUCCGCUGCCGCAAAUGCCAGGGCCCACUUCUGAUGAAGAAUUCUGUAGGUUUUCAUGUGCAAAUAUAUGUAACAAGUUCUUGGUGAUUGGUGGCUGCUACAUCCCACGUUCAACUGUAUGGUCGGAGACGAAUUUAUCGGAAGUGAAUUCCGUCAUAGUUUUUGAUACAUUCAAGAAGGAGUGGAGCACUGCAGCCAGCAUGAGCACAAAACGAAUUGAUUUUGCAUGUACUGCAAUAGGCAAGAAGGUUUAUGUAGCUGGUGGAAGGAACUCAUAUAAGCUUCAAGGACUUGCUAGCGCUCAAUUCUAUGACCCUCACUUGGACUUGGCUCUUGUUGUUGCAUGCUAUGAUCUUUCUCAGUUUAUCAAGUAUCAUUCUGCUGGAAGAAUCAUCGUGUCAGACCUGAAGGCCAAGGACAGAGUGAUGAAGCUCAUGAAUCAUGAAAAUGCUGAGGUGACGAAGAAUGCUCUUCUUUGCAUCCAAAGGCUUUUCCUUGGGGCCAAGUAUGCUAGCUUUUUACAGUCUUAA